GCGCUCACGACCCCUCCACUGCCCUCCCCCCAAAUAGCCUCGCCCACAUACACACGCGCACGCAGACAACCCCUCUCUUCUUCUUCUUCUUCUUCUUCUUCUGCUUCUUCUUGUUUCCUGCCCCCAAAUGCCCGAAACCCAGCAAUCGAACACAUAUUGAAUUCACGGAUUCAAUUGAAACCCGCAAACGGAACAAUAAGAUCGUUUGUUCGAUCGAUCCGAUGAAGGCGGCGGCUGACAAUCUCGCCGACUCGAUGUCGACGUCGUCAUCGGGAGGCGGCCUCUCGGGCCCGUCCUUGGAGCCGCGGCCUGCGGCGGCCGCGUCGCCCUUGGGGGGCGGGAGCAUCGCGGCGGCCGAGGAGCCCGCGGCGGCGCUAGUUCCUCCCUCCCGGGACCCGGGCGGCGCCGGCGCAGGUGUGGGAGGGCAGGAUGCAGUUACGGUGGAGCGGCGGGGAUACCACUCGGCCGUGUGCCGGUGGGCGGUCCCGCACUUCCCCCGCGCGAAGGCGCGCGCCGUGUGGAGCCGAUACUUCGAGGUGGCCGGCUACGACUGCCGCCUGCUGGUGUACCCGCGCGGCGACUCGCAGGCCCUCCCGGGCUACCUCUCCCUCUACCUCCAGAUCGUCGACCCCCGCGGCUCCUCCUCCUCCUCCGGCGGCAACAAGUGGGACUGCUUCGCCAGUUACCGCCUUUCCGUCUCCAAUCACCUCGAUGACGCCAAGUCCGUCGCCCGCGACUCCUGGCACCGCUUCUCCUCCAAGAAGAAGUCCCAUGGCUGGUGCGACUUCGCCCCCUUCUCCGCCGUCCUCGACCCGAGAUCCGGUUUCCUACUCCCGCCCUCCGACUCCCUCCUUGUCACCGCUGACAUCCUUCUGCUCCACGAGACCGUCGCGUUCAGCCGCGACCACGAACCCCAGCCGCCCCCGGCCGAUGUCCUCGGGGGCAAGUUCACUUGGAAGGUGCACAACUUCAGCCUCUUCCGGGAGAUGAUCAAGACGCAGAAGAUCAUGAGCCCUGUGUUCCCCGCCGGCGAUUGCAACCUCAGGAUCAGCGUGUACCAGAGCUCCGUUGCCGGGGUCGACCACCUCUCCAUGUGCCUCGAGAGCAAGGACACCGAGAAGACAGCCGCGGCCGCCACCGCCAGCCCUGCGGCCCCUGUCCCCGAGCGCAGCUGCUGGUGCCUCUUCCGGAUGUCGGUGCUGAACCAGCGGCCCGGGUCGAACCACAUGCACCGUGACUCCUACGGCCGAUUCGCCGCCGACAACAAGGGCGGCGACAACACCAGCCUCGGGUGGAACGACUACAUGCGCAUGGAGGACUUCGUGGGGCCAGACGCUGGGUUCCUUGUCGAUGACACUGCCGUCUUUAGCACGUCCUUCCAUGUGAUCAGGGAAUCGAGCAACUUCACGAAGAACUCUGGACCUUUACUGGGCAGCAGCGGGGGGAGGGGGGCAGCAAGGAAAUCGGAUGGGCACUUUGGCAAGUUCACAUGGAGGAUCGAGAACUUCACGAGGCUCAAGGACCUGCUUAAGAAGCGCAAGAUUACAGGGCUCUGUAUUAAGAGUAGGAGGUUCCAGAUUGGCAACCGAGACUGUCGCCUUAUUGUUUAUCCCAGGGGGCAGUCUCAACCACCAUGCCACCUCUCUGUAUUCCUGGAAGUCACAGAUUCCCGCAACACAGCAAGUGAUUGGAGUUGCUUUGUAAGUCAUCGAUUGUCUGUUGUAAAUCAGAAAAUGGAGGAGAAAUCUGUUACAAAGGAGUCACAAAAUCGAUAUUCGAAGGCUGCAAAAGAUUGGGGCUGGCGUGAGUUUGUGACUUUGACUAGUCUCUUUGAUCAGGAUUCUGGGUUUCUUGUUCAGGACACUGUAAUUUUCUCAGCUGAGGUUUUAAUAUUGAAGGAGACUUCUAUAAUGCAAGAAUUUAAUGAUACGGAACCUGAGUUAGCUAUGAUGUGUUCAGCUUCUCAAAUUGAUGCUAUUUCAAAGAGAGGAUCAUUCACGUGGAGGGUGGAAAAUUUUUUGUCCUUCAAGGAGAUUAUGGAAACACGCAAGAUAUUCAGCAAAUUCUUUCAAGCUGGGGGUUGUGAGCUCCGAAUAGGUGUCUAUGAGUCAUUUGAUAUGAUUUGUAUAUACCUGGAGAGUGAUCAGUCUUCUGGGUCUGAUCCUGACAAAAACUUAUGGGUACGGUACAGAAUGGCUGUUGUCAACCAGAAAAAUCCUGCAAAAACUGUUUGGAAGGAAUCUUCAAUCUGCACAAAAACUUGGAACAAUUCAGUGUUGCAGUUUAUGAAGGUAUCUGAUUUGAUGGAAUCAGAUGCAGGAUUUCUCGUCCGUGACACUGUGGUAUUCAUUUGUGAGAUCCUAGAUUGCUGCCCCUGGUUUGAGUUUUCAGAUCUUGAGGUUUUUGCUUCGGAAGAUGAGCAGGAUGCAUUGUCGACAGACCCAGAUGAACUUAUUGAGUCUGAGGAUAGUGAAGGUAUCAGUGGAGAUGAAGAAGACAUGUUCAGAAACCUUCUCUCACGAGCAGGUUUCCAUUUGACUUAUGGAGAUAACCCCUCUCAACCCCAGGUCACUUUAAGAGAAAAGCUUCUAAUUGAUGCUGGUGCAAUUGCUGGAUUUCUGACUGGUCUGCGUGUUUAUCUUGAUGACCCUGCUAAAGUCAAGCGCUUGCUUCUUCCUACUAAACUGUCUUCGGGUAUCUGUGGCAAGAAAGAUUCUUUAAAGGGUGAUGCAAAUUCUCCAAGCUUGAUGAAUUUGUUGAUGGGGGUUAAAGUCUUGCAACAAGCUAUCAUCGACUUACUCCUAGAUAUAAUGGUGGAGUGUUGUCAAACAUCAGAAGGAAGAACAGGGUAUGAUUCUUCUGAAACAAGCUCCAAAACUUCUCCUGGAUCAAAUGGAGCUAACACUCCACCAGAACACAGUGGUGAUAGUGAAGUAUCAACAGAGUAUGCAAGAUGUGAUAUGUACCAGAGACUGGAACCUGGAGUAGAAGAAAUCAGCCACACCUAUGCGGUACAGAGCUCACAACUGAACACAGGUGAGAUUGUACAGAAAACUAACCAGGAGCAGCACAUUUUUCCUCCUCAGACUUCUGCUAGGGAUGAACCAUCAGAUGAUGGUUUUGUUCGAGCUCCAAAGACAAAAUGGCCUGAACAAUCUGAGGAACUUUUGGGAUUAAUUAUCAAUUCAUUGAGAGCCCUGGAUAGUGCUGUGCCACAAGGAUGCCCCGAACCUAAAAGGCGGCCUCAGACAAUCCAGAAGAUUAUUCUUGUGCUUGACAAAGCUCCAAAACAUCUUCAGCCUGAUUUAAUUGCCCUUAUACCCAAAUUGACUGAUCCUUCAGAACAUUCUCUUGCAGCUUGUGCACUCUUAGAUUGCCUUCAAAAGCCAGAUGCUGAGCCUUCGUUGCGAUUACAGGUUUUUGGUGCUCUGGGCCAGUUGGAGUUUGGAAGUGAGGUAUGGGAACGCAUCCUAUAUCAGGCUUUUGAGUUGUUGACUGAUUCCAGUGACGAGCCCCUUGUAGCAACAAUGAGUUUUGUUUUCAAAGCUGCAUCACAGUGCCAGCAUCUUCCUCAAGCUGUCAGAGCUUUUCGUUUGAGACUAAAGAGUCUUGGUACUGAAGUUCCUCAAUGUGUUCUGCAUAUUCUGACAAAAAUACUCCAUACUUGCGCAGAUGUGGCUGAAGCCAUUAUAAAUGAUAUCGACUCUGAUAGUGAACUUGAUGGUAAUUGCACGAUAUCUUGUGGUACUUAUGCUGAUGGUACAAAUGGGGUUUCUCCUGGUGGGAUGCAUGUGGGGAAAGAUCAGGUUGUGCAUGGAUGUCACAAUCACGCUGAUGUUUAUAUUUUAGUAGAGAUGUUAUCCAUACCUGGAUUAUUUGUUGAAGUUUCACAGGUCUUUGAAAGAGCUUUAAUUCGAGGGGCCAUUGGGCUGCAAUCAGUUGCUUUGGUAUUAGAAAGGCGCCAUUCUCAAAGGUUGAACAUUAAAUCUACGUCUAUUGUGGAUGAUUCACAAAACAGGCAAGCCCUGUUAGAUGAAAAUAUUGAUUCAUUGUCUGUCCAAGAAGAUGAUUUCGCAUCAGUUCUUUCUCUUGGUGAAGUGUUAUCUCUUUCUAGGGAUACCAGAGUCCAGGACUUUGUGAGGAUGCUUUAUGCCAUUAUGUUCAAAAUAUAUGCUGAGGAGCAUUACAGAUUUAGGAUGUUGAAGGGGCUUGUAGAACGUGCAGCUAAUGUGUCCAAUAGUUGCCGCGUAGUUGAUAUAGAUAUGGAUGUUUUGGUAUUUCUUGUUAGGGAGGAAGAUGGAAUAGCUAGACCAGUUUUGAACAUAUUACGAGAGGUUGCUGAAGUUUCUCAGGUUGAUCGUGCAAAUCUUUGGCACCAGAUAUGUGCCGUCGAGGAUGAAAAUGUUCGUUUUAGAGAGGAAAGACAAGAGGAAAUUGCAAAUUUUGCUCAUGAAAAAGCUGCUUUGUCCCAAAGGCUAAAUGAAUCUGAGGCAACUACAAACCGUCUUAAGGCUGAGUUAAAAUCUGAGAUGGAGCAGUUUGCUCGCGAAAGGAAGGAACUAACUGAGCAGAUACUUGACGUCGAGAAUCAGUUGGAAUGGCUUCGAUCAGAGAAAGAUGAGGAAAUUGCAAAGCUCUCUGCUGACAGGAGAGGCCUUCAGGACCGCCUUCAUGAUGCAGAGACACAACUUUCGCAGUUGAAAACUCGGAAGCGCGAUGAAUUAAAGAGAGUAGUCAAGGAGAAAAAUGCCUUGGCUGAACGAUUGAAAAGUGCAGAAGCUGCACGUAAAAGAUUUGAUGAAGAAUUAAAGCGAUAUGCCACAGAGACAGUGACAAGAGAGGAAGUCAGGCAAUCACUGGAAGAUGAAGUGCGGCGUUUAACACAAACUGUUGGACAGACUGAAGGAGAAAAAAGGGAGAAGGAAGAACAGAUUGCUCGCUGUGAAGCAUAUAUUGAUGGAAUGGAAGCGAGGUUGCAAACAUGCCAGCAAUAUAUACAUACACUUGAAGCUUCACUGCAAGAAGAAAUGUCACGCCAUGCCCCACUUUACGGUGCAGGUUUGGAAGCCUUGUCAAUGAACGAACUCGAGACACUUGCCCGUAUUCAUGAAGAAGGCCUCAGGCAGAUCCAUGCGAUUCAGCAGAUGAAAAGUAGUAGCAAUUCGCUGGUGGGUGGGCAUUCUCUUCCACAAGUUCAUGGCUUAUAUUCUUCGGCUCCUCCAAUGGCUGUUGGUAUGCCUCCAUCUAUAAUCCCAAAUGGAGGCGGAAUCCAUGGUAACGGCCAUAUGAAUGGUGCGGUGGGGCCCUGGUUCAGUCCCACCUAAGAUAAGAAGGGAAAGGCGUGUCCAUAUUUCCCGUACGAGUAAGAAUGUUGUUCUCCUGGUCUUGCUCUACCAGCUGUCAAGUGAUUGAUAUGAUAGCUUUUCUCCCCCAUUUCCCCACUCUCCCAAGUCACCUUUUCAUUUGAACUGGUAGAACUAUCGGAUUACCUGAUAUGAGAAAGUGUGAUCAUGUAUAAAUAAGCCAAGAAACAUACUCUGAGAAAAUAGUUUUGUAAUAAUUUGAAGUAAAAGAAAAAAAAAAUCCGAUGGAGCUAGCAGUUGCAAAUGAAAGCUUUUCAUAUGAUUGAUCCCACCCACAAUCUUUUGGUCACUUAUUGUUUGAGAGUUUGUUUGUACUCAUUGGGUUUGUCUGGGGUUACCUGUCUAUAAUUUAAGACAAUAUUAAAUGUUACCAGUCCAUGUUCUAAGUGCA
This is a messenger RNA of Musa acuminata subsp. malaccensis (wild Malaysian banana), 5754 nucleotides long. RefSeq lists its product as uncharacterized. Gene Ontology annotation, molecular function: protein binding. Lineage: Eukaryota; Viridiplantae; Streptophyta; Magnoliopsida; Zingiberales; Musaceae. The record is from RefSeq and is a predicted model, not a curated record.